Molecule: messenger RNA, 1092 nt
Organism: Prorocentrum cordatum
Lineage: Eukaryota; Dinophyceae; Prorocentrales; Prorocentraceae
Source: the annotation of a GenBank genome assembly
AUGGGCAAGGGAGGCGCUCGCCUCUUCGACAUGUCCGAUGAGUUCGGCGUAGUGGCGGUGAUCGCCGCGGAGGGGGAGAAGCCCGAGGACUACGAGUCCGAGCAGGAGGCGGAGAAGGCCGAGGAGAAGGAGGAGGAGCCUGCGGGCGACGGCGCGGGGGCGGAGCCGCAGGACGGCGGGGAGGAGCCGAAGGAGGACGCCAAGAUGGAGGCUGCCGAGGACGCCGAUCCCAAGGACAAGUCCACGGAGCAGGCCGAGCCGGAGGCCAUGGAGGUCGAAGAGGAGAAGGCGGCGGAACCCACGGGCACCGACGGCGCACAGCCAAUGGAGGUCAGCGGGGACAAGGCGGAGGAGGGCGCCGAGGGCGACAAGGGGGCCCCGCCGGAGGAGGAGAAGCCGAUCGCUGCCGGCGACACGGUGGAGGGCAAGUUCGGCGCCGAGUACCUCGAGUGCACCGUGCUGGAGAUUGGCGAGAAGGUCGCGAAGGUCCGUUGGGCGUUCGACGGAGAGGAGGACCCCGACGACGUCGUCGUGGACAAGCUCCGCAGGAAGCCCCCUCCGCCGCCGGAGAAGCCGCCCUGGAAGCCGGAGGCGGGCGCUCCCGCGGAGGCCAAGUUCGGCCGGGACUUCCGGGAGUGCACGAUACUGGAGGUGGGCGACGCGGUCAUCAAGGUCCGGUGGGCCGACGACGGGGCCGAGGACGAGGUUGUCAGCACAAAGGUGCGCGAGAAGGACGAGCGACCUCCCCAGGAUGGGGCCCAGCCAGGCGGCCUCGCGGUCGGCCAGAAGGCCGAGGCGAAGUACGGCAACAGCUUCUUCAGCGUCACCAUUGUGGAGAUCUCGAAUGGCAGCGUGAAGGUCCGGUGGGACCACGACGGCUCCGAGUCCGCGUGCCCCGAGGCCGAGGUGAGGUGCGGCGACGCCGAGCAGACGCCGCCGGGCGGGCUCGCUGCUGGCGCGAGGGCCGAGGCCAAGUACGGCAACAGCUUCUUCGACGUCACGGUGGUGGAGGUCGGCGAGAGCACGAUCAAAGUCAAGUGGGACCACGACCAGUCCGAGGCGGAGUGCCCCAAGGACGAGGUCCGCCUGAAG